GGUUGAUCACAAGAUGGGAAAAUGGCCAUAAAUCGUAGGGCCCGCGGGGGAGCUGGGAUGGACACAGACGAUGGAGAGGAUGACUGACGGUGGCACCGGCUACAUUUCUACGUGGUUUUAAUGACGAUACAGCGUCUACAAACGGAUAUUGAUGUAUUAUUCCGUGUGAGAGCGGCCGUUGAAGAGGUGGUUAAGAAAAAAUCGGGUGGUGGAACCACGCGUUUAUGGCGGCGGAAGUGCCGAUAUACGAUUGAACUAGUCACGGGUGUAUGGUCCGAGUGUAUGGGGCCAUUCAAAAAACAAACUGUAGUGCCGGGCACUCGGCAAACGCAAAGGGGUUUUUCAUCGAUUAUGCUUAGCACGCAUUUUUCACUGAAAGCCGUUGCAGUUUUUUUUUUGUAGAUUUUGCGGAACGUCCAAUUGAUUUCGCAGCUUGAUGACACGACAACUAAUGGUUUGCUUUUAGAAGACCAGCCUUCAUCAAAACAGCUGGAUAAUAUGGUGGAUCCAUCGGCACUAGUCCAAUGAACCGUGUUCUGCCAUUUGUUUCAAGAAGAGAUGUAUAUUUCUAUGUAUUUGUCAUCUAAUACGCACUGAAGUGAGAGGCAGGCAAUGUUGGAAGUUGAAUUUUUUUGCCUUUGUCCAAGAAACUGCUGGAUGUGCGUGUAGGAUUGUUACCGCUUAUUGUAGAUUUCUCGUGUGUUAGUAGCUGUGCUUCAAUUGCGUUGAUAUUGCUUGACUUUGAUGUCCUCAUCAGCAGAAUCUCCUUGGAUAUUUUUAGGAGUUUACAGACAUGAAACACUGACUCAAGUUAUAAAGUCUGGAUGGAUUUAGAUAUACUAGGGUGCAUUACGAGGGUGAGAUAACCAACCAACCCAACAUAGACAUAAAAGUCACAGUUGUAAUGAUAGUCAGAGAAAGCUCUCUUAGGCCCACAAGAGAAAAACUAGUGGAAAACUUGAUUCAAUUUAAGUUUUGUGUGGUAGCCAAGGCCAAGAAUAGACCUUCCAAAAGCCAACUCCCAAACCUCC
Molecule: messenger RNA, 1031 nt
Organism: Yamadazyma tenuis ATCC 10573
Lineage: Eukaryota; Fungi; Ascomycota; Pichiomycetes; Serinales; Debaryomycetaceae
Source: RefSeq, a predicted model, not a curated record